Molecule: messenger RNA, 357 nt
Organism: Penicillium soppii
Lineage: Eukaryota; Fungi; Ascomycota; Eurotiomycetes; Eurotiales; Aspergillaceae
Exons: 2
Coding region: 1-357 (118 amino acids)
Molecular function (GO): protein binding
Source: RefSeq, a predicted model, not a curated record
AUGAAAGCUGCACUUAGCGCCGGCGCCGAUCCAAAUGAAAUGGACCACGAGCGUGAUCCACGUCGCAGUCUCGGUCGGCCUCUUCAUUGCGCUAUACGGGACUGGGGCAAUCCUAACUAUAUUAAAGAAAACAUCCCAGCAAUCAAGCUACUGCUCGAACAUGGUGCCGACCCCCGCCUGUCCGGUUCAGAGGUUAAGCCAGCUUCUUUAGGGCUACAAUUGCCUUUGGAAUGUGCAAGGCGACUAGCGAUGGGCGAGUGGCGGGGGAUGGAUGAACUCUUGGUAUGUGGGUAUUAUGCAGAAGCUUAUCGUGUUAUGAAAGAGGCUGCUGAAGAUUGGAUCGUACGAAGGGUGUGA